This is a messenger RNA of Elgaria multicarinata webbii, 2387 nucleotides long. It is a transcript of the gene CCDC22, whose product is annotated as coiled-coil domain containing 22. NCBI's taxonomy places the organism in Eukaryota, Metazoa, Chordata, Lepidosauria, Squamata, Anguidae. The record is from RefSeq and is a predicted model, not a curated record. Gene Ontology annotation, biological process: positive regulation of ubiquitin-dependent protein catabolic process. The transcript is spliced from 18 exons. Gene Ontology annotation, molecular function: cullin family protein binding. Bases 90 to 1991 code for a protein of 633 amino acids.
GUGCCCUGGGGUAGGUCCUGUGACUGAGCGCCUGGCCCAGCUCAGAGCACAGGGAGCGGAGUUCUCAUUUCCCUAGAUGUCCCGCCGACAUGGAGGAGGUGGACAAGAUCCUCAUACGUUCCCUCCGCCUCUCUGGGACGGAUGUCCCGGAUGAAGUGCAGAGCGUCCGCGAGUUCACCACCGAGCUGAUUGUCGAGUCCGUGGUGCGAUGCCUCCGCGUCAUCAAUCCUUCAGUGGGGGCGGGCCUCAGCCCCAUCCUGCCUCCAGGCAUGUCUGCUCGUUUCCGGAUUGGCAUGAGCCUGGCGCAAGCCUGCCAGGACUUGGGAUAUCAAGGGGAAAUUGGCUAUCAGACCUUCUUGUACAGCAGUGAGCCUGAAAUACGCCGCUUGCUCCUCUUCCUGGUCGAGAAGCUGCCGCGGGAUGCCUCAGAGGAUGCCGACCAGCCUGUGGGCAAAUCCACGGCGCUUCACAGAGCCAUUGCAGCUGCUAUCAAGGAGCAUCUGUCUGUCCCAUGGGUGCCCCCUGUCUGCCGCACCCCCCGCCUGCGGCUAUUACAGGGUUCGUGCCUUCUGAAGCGAUUCCGGGCUCAACCCUUGGUCCUACCUCAAGAGUCGGGCCCAUUCAUUGGGGAAGUACCCCAAGAGAGGAAAGAGUUCUUUGUCAAGUACCUGCCGCCCGUGUCAGCUCAGCUGCCGCAGCCUUCAUCCUUGGUGCCAUCCCUGUUGGAGCUUAAUAUGGCUGAGCUGAGCACAGCCCAAGACUGGGAGAGUGAGUGGAAGAGCCAGGGUCUGGGAUCGCGCAUGACGCCAGAGGAGUACCGCCAAUGGAAGCGUCAACGGCUGCAGCGUCGCCUUCUGGACCAGCUACGGCAGGCCUCUCCUUGUGCUGGGUCCACCCACCAGGGGACAACAGGCCGUGACCUGAUUCAGCUCCUCGGAACUUUUGGUGCUGGCCAUGAGCGUGCUGGCACUCUGACCAAGGGCUCUCGCUUCACCCAUACUCAGCGCCUGGCCUAUAAGCAGGAAGCAGAGGCCCCGAUGCACGUGGAGACGCUGCCCAUCUCCCGGACAACAGAGCAGGAGUUACGGGAGCAGCAGGCAGCAGAAGUAGAGACCUUGGAAGGAGAACUGGACCGCCUUGUGGGGCAGAUUGAAGAGCUUGAGGGCCAGAUGUCCACACUGGGGCUGACCCUCACACAGGUGGAAGGAGAGGUGCGGCAGCGGCAGCUGGGAGUGACGGAGCAGGAGCAGGCCCUGCGCGUGAAGGGGCGCACGGUGGAGCUGUUGCCCGAUGCAGAGAACAACAUGGCUAAGCUGCAGGUGGUGGUUGAGAGCAGUGCACAGCGGGUGAUCCAGCUGGCCACCCAGUGGGAGAAGCACCGGGUGCCGCUGAUCCAGGAAUUCCGGAACCUCAAGGCCCUUCAUGAUUCCAAGGAGCUGGAAUCAUCGCGGCGCCUGUCACAGAUCAGGGAGCUGCACGAGCGGAUCCGAUCUGCCGCUGAUGAGGCGAAGCGCAAGGAUGAUUUCUACAAACAGCUGAUUAUGGAAUUAGAAUCCCUUCCCAAAGAUGUCUCCCGCUCUGCCUAUACCCAGCGCAUUCUGGAGAUAGUCAGCAACAUCCGUAAGCAGAAAGAGGAGAUCACAAAGAUCUUGUCUGAUACCAAGGAGCUCCAAAAGGAGAUCAAUGGCCUCACUGGGAAGCUAGACCGGACUUUUGCAGUCACGGAUGAGCUGGUUUUUAAGGAUGCCAAGCGCGACGAGGCCGUGAGGAAGGCUUAUAAGUAUUUGGCAGCCUUGCAUGAGAACUGCAGUCAGCUGAUCCAGACUAUUGAGGACACAGGCACCAUCCUGCGUGAAAUCCGGGACCUAGAGGAACAGAUUGAGAGUGAAACCAGUAAGAAAACCCUGAGCAAUCUGGAGAGGAUCCUCAGUGACUACCGGGCCAUGAAGCAAGAAAACGUGGCGCUGCUCAGCCGUUCCCGAGAGACGUAAAGGCCCUCAUCCCCCCCACCGCCAACACACAGCCAUAGGGUGCUUCUGGGGCCUGGCUCCCCUUUUUUUCUAUUCAGGCUCUGCUGUGCCUCGAACAAGGAAGGGGCACGGGGAGGGAGCGGGCCUCAUCCUUCCAGGCACUGUUUGCAUUCUGAGCUGCCUAAAACCGACCCAAAGUGCAGCCCGUUUUGAGUGAAGCAGACCUCUUUGGUGCCAUCCUUCUGGCAUAGAAUGUAUAUCGGCGAAGCAGAUGCAGGGGUGGGUGGGUGGGUGGCUCGAGGCAUCGUUUUCUCCCAUUUAUUAUUUCAAACCAAGUCCCUGUUACUUCUCCUCUCCUCAAAAAAUCCAAACAAAGCAACAAUAAAAUCCCCCUUUCUUUUCUUUUGCAGAGUCCUA